Dentiscutata erythropus is the source of this 989-nucleotide messenger RNA. The record is from the annotation of a GenBank genome assembly. NCBI's taxonomy places the organism in Eukaryota, Fungi, Glomeromycota, Glomeromycetes, Diversisporales, Gigasporaceae.
GUUCACAUCUAGAAAAACAAAGUGACAAACCUUUUCUUACUCCUCAAGAUACUUUAUUUGGGCCUAGAAUUGAAGGCACUUCAGUCGAUGAACAAGGCAAUAUUUUUGCUACCAAUUUUCGAAGUGAAACUUUUGCUAUUGGUCAAAUUUUUCCUCCACAAGAGAAUUUUUUUUUCUCCAAUGACAACAAUUCUUUCUUUAAUGGAAUAAAGUUUUUAAAGUUAGCUGAGAAAGAAAAAAUCAGCAUUAAGUCAGCAUUUUUAGCAACAGACAAGAAAAGAUCCGAAAUUACCAAAGUUACAUUAUUUCAAGAUAAUAACGUUAAACAAACUACGGUUUGUAAAGAUGAUUCUUUUGUUAUGCCGAAUGAUCUGACUAUAUCUUAUAGUUCAGGGAGAAUUUAUAUCUCCGGUCAAAACUAUACCAAUAAUACCCAAAAAGGGGAUGGAGGGCUCUGGCUUUGUGAGCCUGAUGGCCAGGCUAAACAACUAUUAUCACUUGGUCGCACUAAUGGCAUUGAGCUUUCUCCCGAUGAAAAGUUUUUAUAUCUUUCGGAAGCUUUUAAUCAAAACUUUGUACCUAUCUCGAAUAAGAUUUGGAGGUUUUCGGUAAAUGCGACUAAUGGUCAAAUAUCAAAUCAAGAACUUUUUAUUGAUUUUGCCCAACUAGAUUCUAGCCAACGUGUAGAUAUAGAUGGGAUGAGAUGCGAUAUGGAAGGUAACUUAUGGGUAACUCGAAAUGGGGGAGGUAAAGUUUUAAAGUUUUCUGUAGAUAAGGAAUUACUAUUAGAGCUAAACACCGAACAAACAAUACAUCCAGCUAAUAUAGAGUUUGGCGGGAAAAAUGGUACAACCUUAUUUAUUGUAGGUAAAUGCAAAGAUGACGAAAAUAAAGGUUGUGUUGACGUUUUUGAAAAUAGUAGGGUCAAAGGAGCUAAUUUUUGGCUUAAUAUUCAGAAUAAACUAGUCAAUGUGGGUUUUAGGAUUUGA